Arthroderma uncinatum is the source of this 1107-nucleotide messenger RNA. RefSeq lists its product as uncharacterized. NCBI's taxonomy places the organism in Eukaryota, Fungi, Ascomycota, Eurotiomycetes, Onygenales, Arthrodermataceae. Gene Ontology annotation, molecular function: NAD+ kinase activity. The transcript is spliced from 2 exons. The record is from RefSeq and is a predicted model, not a curated record. Bases 1 to 1107 code for a protein of 368 amino acids. Gene Ontology annotation, biological process: NADP+ biosynthetic process; NAD+ metabolic process.
AUGAAGAAGAAGGGUGCCCCAGAGGUGACUCGGUCGGUGGUUGAAUUCGCAAAUCACAUUAAAUCGACGUACUCGCCGAUAUCCGUGAUUCUCGAACGGGAGACAGCCGCUGAGAUACACGAGUCCCUGCCGUUCCCCGUUUACACCAACCUGUCCGAUCCGUCGAUACCUCCUGAAAACGUAGACCUGAUAGUCACGUUGGGCGGUGAUGGGACCAUUCUGCGCGCAUCUUCGCUCUUCGCGACGUCCAAGAUCGUACCUCCAAUACUCUCAUUCAGCAUGGGAACCCUGGGGUUCCUAGGGGAGUGGAAAUUCUCAGAAUACAAAGGAGCGUUUCGAGAAGUCUACAUGUCCGGCGCGGGACUCGGUGAGCGAGCGCCUGCACUCGAGAACAGUCCGCCUCUUUGUGCGGGUAACGAAGAAGCUGGAGGUGGUUGGUCGUCCUUGCGCGGGAAGUCGAUGGGCAUGUCACGAAGCGCUCGCAUACUGGUCCGCAGCAGACUACGAGUGGGUGUAUUUACGCCGGACGGGGAGCCGGUGCACAGUAACGGUGUCACCCUCUCUUCGCCAUCUGAUGCCGACACCGGCGUCUACGCGAUGAACGAAGUGGUGAUCCACCGCGGUAGACAGCCACAUCUCGCGAUCGUCGAGGUUUUCGUUGGUGGCCGUUUCCUCACUGAAGCCGUUGCAGAUGGCAUGAUCGUCGCAACACCGACAGGGAGCACAGCAUACAGUCUCUCAUGCGGCGGGAGCAUCAUCCAUCCACUCGUGUCUUCCCUCCUCCUAACGCCCAUCUGUGCACGGAGUCUCAGUUUCCGGUCCCUGGUCGUUCCGUCCCGAACGCCCGUGACGCUUCGACUGAGUGAGAAGAAUCGCGGACGGGAGGUAGAAGUUAGCAUUGACGGGGUCACGAUGACCCAGGGCCUGCGGGUCGGCAUGGAAGUUCGUGUCUGGGGCGAGGACAUCAAAGUCAUCGAUGGAGCAUGGUAUGGGGGUGUGCCUUGCGUGAUGCGCAAGACUGUCGGCGAAGGCGGUGCGGCCGAUGGCUGGGUCGGCGGUCUCAACGGGCUUCUCAAGUUCAACUAUCCCUUUGGUUCGGAGACGUGA